AUGCCGGCUCGUUCAAGUAUAUACAUUAAAUUAUAUACUCCGGCGGCUGAGAAACCCGAAGCUCUCAGAAUGUCUCUGCAUACUGGAGGACAUCGGCAUGGGAAUGAUACAGAGACGGUUUAUGAGCCGGUCGUGAAGUCGAACAAUGGUUCUCGUGAUGAAAGGGGUAACAAUAGUUCGGUGGAUAAAGUGGAAACGGGGAAUGCUUCCAGUCUAGAUCCAAAAAAGUCGGUCGAGAUGAGCGGCAGUGUUUAA
Messenger RNA from Sclerotinia borealis F-4128, 255 nucleotides. Lineage: Eukaryota; Fungi; Ascomycota; Leotiomycetes; Helotiales; Sclerotiniaceae. The record is from the annotation of a GenBank genome assembly.